AUGGACGACUUGUUGAAGAAUAAGACGCUGGCAGUUCAUGCAGCUUCAGCCACGGUGUCCGUGGGACUUGGCACUGCUCUUACAUACCCGCUUGACACUCUCAAAGUCUUAGAACAGGUUGGUUCUAGCUCUAGGAAGUCGUUGACUUUUGCUGAUGUUCUUCAUAGAGUUCAAGCAUUCUCUGGAUAUUCAGGUUUGUAUAAUGGUAUUGGAUGGAUGACCUGUGGAAGAACAUUGGGUUUGGGAGCUCGCUUUGGUGUUUAUGAGAUAUUGACAGCAUUCUACAAAGAUGGCCGUGAAGAUGAUUAUACACAUGUCUCUGAGGCGCUAAUGGCCGGACUUGCUGCUGGCAUGGUGGAAUGUCUCGUAAGCUCUCCAUUUGAAAUCAUCAAACUCCGUGCCCAGGUGGCUUCUGCUUCUCGCAUUGUGCAGCCUCCCGCCGUUUCCGAGAAGAACACCAUUUCACCUUUAGUCUCGAGAUUGCUGCCCAGAUAUUCUCUGGAUAUGACGGCAAUGAGUAACUCUGUCGGCCUUCUGUCCACCUUGACCCCGAAAUACACGAAUAUGUUUGAUGCUCUGAAAGGAUAUCCCUGGAUGAUGACAGGAUCCGCAAAACCGCCUGCCGUCAGUAGUGUGAGUAAGCCAUCGGAAAUCCUCUCAUUGGAAGGAUGGCCUGCUCUGUGGCGAGGACUUAGAUCAGGUUUAGUCCGGGAUUCUAUUUUCGGCAGUGUAUUUUUUUCGAGCUGGCAAUUUUUACACCAAGUGAUGCUGAACUGGAAGGCCGUGGGGAUGGAUCCUAUACCCAGGUAUGAUUAUGAAGUUGGUCCAUUGUCUCCAAUAGCUCUCAGUCUUGCAGCUGGAGUCUCCGGUUCAAUUGCAGCUGCUGCUUCCCAUGGUUUUGACACUACUAGAAGUCGGUCACAGUGCACUGUUCUCCCCAAGCAUUUAACCAUGGAGAGGAAAUUUCUGAAGUGGAAAAGACCAGGAAAGAGAUUUGAGAGGCUAACUGGGAUCCACCCAUCCGACAGAAAUUUACUGCUCAAUGGCAUAUGGUUACGGAUGGCCCGUUGUGGGCUUGCGUCAUCCAUCAUCGUGGGGAGUUAUUAUUUUGCUAUUAAUCAUUUUGUUUCUAGUUAG
This is a messenger RNA of Striga hermonthica, 1137 nucleotides long. NCBI's taxonomy places the organism in Eukaryota, Viridiplantae, Streptophyta, Magnoliopsida, Lamiales, Orobanchaceae. The record is from the annotation of a GenBank genome assembly.